Messenger RNA from Macroventuria anomochaeta, 2010 nucleotides. Its product is annotated as GMC oxidoreductase. Gene Ontology annotation, biological process: secondary metabolite biosynthetic process. The record is from RefSeq and is a predicted model, not a curated record. The transcript has a single exon. The coding region runs from base 8 to 1867 and encodes 619 amino acids. Gene Ontology annotation, molecular function: oxidoreductase activity, acting on CH-OH group of donors; flavin adenine dinucleotide binding. Lineage: Eukaryota; Fungi; Ascomycota; Dothideomycetes; Pleosporales; Didymellaceae.
GUUCAAUAUGACAGUACGAAACUCCGCAGUGCUAGCGCUGCUGGCUUCCACGUCUUCUGCUGUCAUUGUUCCACAACUGUCCAGUCCGGGUCGUAUUACUGGCACCAACUUCGGCAUCCCUGGACGAAAUGCAACAUACGACUACGUCAUUGUCGGCGGUGGCACUGCAGGGAGCGUAGUUGCAGCUCGGCUCACUGAGCACAGCAAUGCUUCGGUCGCUUUGAUUGAAGCAGGCAGCUUCUAUGAGUUGUCGAAUGGCAACUGGAGCCAGAUCCCCUACUGGUCUGAGCAAUGGGUCGGUGCUGAGCCUGACGAGUGGCAGCCGCUCAUCGACUGGGGUCUCUUCACUGAGCCGCAGGUUAAUGGCGAACGAAUCCACUAUGCACAGGGAAAGAACCUCGGUGGCAGUAGUGGCAGGAACCAGAUGAUGUAUCAUCGACCGUCUGUGGGCUCGCUACAGGCUUGGGCUGAUCAUGUCGGAGAUCAGUCUUGGAAUUGGGCGAACAUGACCAAGUACUACGAACGCAGCAUGACAUUCACUAGCAAUGUUGCCAACAGGACGGCAGCGAAUGGAAGUACCGUAUACGAUGCGAGCGCCUAUGGUGCCAGCGGUAGCAAUAGUCAGCCGCUCCACGUCAGCUACCCUAACUACAUCAACCCAUUGUCGCAGUAUGCUGCUGCAGCUUUUUCGGCAAUCGGACUCAAGCAGAUACCAGGCUUCGCCAGUGGAAUCUUGAACGGCUUCGGCUGGUGGCAAUUCACAAUCGACGGCCAGACAGGUCUCCGCAGCUCGGCAGAAAGCUCCUUCCUAGCUGAAGCAUUCGGUCGUCCGGGUUUGACAACGUACAUAAACGCCCAAGCAAGGAACAUCAUCUUCGAGAGCAGCACUGCAGCUGCUGUGAACGUAACUAACUAUGGCAUGAGGCCGUUUACCAUCUCGGCGCGCAAGGAAGUUAUCGUUUCCGCCGGAGCAUGGCACUCGCCUCAGUUGCUUAUGGUGUCUGGCAUUGGGCCAAAGGCGACAUUGGACGAGUUCGGCAUUGAGGUUGUGAAGGAUCUUCCAGGCGUCGGGCAGAACAUGUGGGACAGUACCAACAUCGGUGGCCCGGUAUACGAGAUCUCCCUUCCAGGCUUCACACACUGGCAGCAGCCGGGCCCGAUGGCGGAUGCUCAGGCACAGCUUCUGGCAAAUGGGAGUGGUCCACUGACGAACAUCGGUCUUGACGUUGGCGCAUGGGAGACCUUCUCAGAUCGCUCGAACUUCAGCGCAGGCACUCAGCAAGCCCUCUCUGGCAUUCCGGAAGAUUGGCCGCUCAUUGAAAAUUCCCUCGCCAGCUCCAGCCGCGUGUUAGAGUCCUCUGAUUCAGAAAAACAGUACGGUGUAAUUGGCUGUAUUCUCAUCGCAACAUCCAGCAGAGGCAACAUGACCAUCCAGUCCGCAACCAACAUGGACCCGCCAAUCAUCGAUCCUGGAUGGCUGCGUGAGGAAAGCGACCAGGAAGUUGCGAUUGAAGCGUAUCGCAGGGCUAGACAGGCGUGGCAGGCGAUACCCGAAGGUAUUCGCGGCCGAGAAGAAUAUUCGCCUGGCACCAACGUCACGACUGACGCGCAGCUGCUAGACUAUAUCAAGCAGCACAUUGCUCCGAUCCACCAUGCUUCGUCAUCUUGUGCGAUGGGCAAGCCAGACAACCCCAUGGCUGUUGUCGACUCAAAAGCGAGAGUGUUCGGCGUGCAGCGACUGAGGAUCAUCGACUCAUCGAGCUUUCCAUUCACCCCGCCUGGACACACUCAGGGAGUCACAUAUGCGCACGCGGAGAAGCUGGUCGAGGAUGUGUUGAACGACUACUUCGCUGAAGGAACAUAUUAGAGAUAGAAACGAUGAACACUAUCGCGAACAGCGAUGGAUAGAAGGCAAGAUUGUCGAGGAACGAACGUCUUUGAAGUCUAAAUAGAAAUACAAGGGUAUCUAGCAGUUUUGUGGCAAGCCCAAUUUCGCCGAUUGGCUGUCUU